UUUGUGUAAAUCUGAGUCAAUAUUAUUGAGUAAACAGUGAAUCAAUUGAUAAGAGUUUGUGGCGUUUCUGUGGUUAUUAUCUGUUUGUUAUUGUUUUGCCAUUCAUUGCCAUUGAUUGUCGCAAAAGUGACAUCACAUCCAUAGACAAUACCUCUUGUUAUCGUUGCCAUUAAGUGCCAAAACUCGCGGAUCAAACAGUCGGUGGUAUGUCUGCGGCCGAGAAGUCAGCGCUGGAUUCGGUGUCUUCGACGCCACAUGUCGUGGAGAGCCAUCAGCUGAAGGUGUGGUCAGAUAUCGCCGCCAGAGAUGUGCAAGACUUGCGCCAAUUGGUCGCUGGAGAGGUGAUCCACGACAAGAGUCCGUUCGCGUAUUCGCCGCAAAUCAACGCGAAGAUCGCCCUCUGGUUCGGCGAUAUCACCCAAUUGGCGGUCACUGCCAUUGUCAACACCACUAACGAGCACUUCAAUGAGGUCAGAGUCUGUAAGACGGGCGACGCCAAGCUGUCGAAAGGCUAUGAGCUGCCGGCCCGGUAUGUCGUCCACACCGUUGGCCCUAAAUAUAACUCCAAAUACCAUACGGCGGCCGAAAACGCUGCUGCAAAUCAGUCGCGACAACGGCUUCUCCUCACUGGCCUUGAGUGCCAUCAAUACGCCNAGCUGCCGGCCCGGUAUGUCGUCCACACCGUUGGCCCUAAAUAUAACUCCAAAUACCAUACGGCGGCCGAAAACGCGUUAUACAACUGUUACACAAAAGUGCUGCAAAUCAGUCGCGACAACGGCUUUUCCUCACUGGCCUUGAGUGCCAUCAAUACGCCGAACAGAGGGUAUCCGCGACAGUCGGCCGCACACAUAGCCCUCCGAGUGGUCCGCCGUUUUCUCGAGCAUUACAGCGAUUCCAUCGAUUUGAUUAUCUUCGCCGUCGACGACACGGACAUCGGUUUCUACGAGCUUUUAAUGCCUCUGUAUUUCCCGCGCUCUGAGCCCGAGGAGGAGUACGCGCGCUAUCAACUACCACAAGACGUGGGCGGGCAGUACGGAGAGCCUGUCAUACCGGAGCGCGAGAUCAGGAUCGCCGCCAAACCCAACACAUUGUCGACCAUUGAGGAGAGUGUGGACCUAUCGAGCGGUUUGGACACAUCGGUGGCGGUGGGAAAGACAACGUUUGCCAAAAUGCACGGCGAUUUAGAUAAGAAAGAAUGA
Oppiella nova is the source of this 1199-nucleotide messenger RNA. The record is from the annotation of a GenBank genome assembly. Lineage: Eukaryota; Metazoa; Arthropoda; Arachnida; Sarcoptiformes; Oppiidae.